AUGAGCCUACUUGAAGUAGCUACGUCAGUCACAAGUCAGUGCGGCACGCAGCCCAAGCUCUGCGACUACAGAUGUGUAUGGUGUCAGCAUACUGUACAUGACGAAUGCAUGCAGAAUUCUCUAAAGAAUGAGGAGUGUACGUUUGGAGAGUUCAGAGACUUAAUUAUUCCACCGUACUACUUAUCCGCUGUUAACCAGAUGCGUAAAGAGAAAAGAACCGAUUAUGAAAAGAUAGUACCUUACUGCAGAAAACACUGGAUCCCAAUAAUCAUACUGGCUAAUACUCGUAGUGGGAACAACAUGGGUGAAACCUUACUAGGAGAGUUUAAAAUUCUACUGAACCCUGUUCAGGUUUUUGAUCUAAGCAAAAUUGCACCUGCUAAAGCACUCCAGCUUUGUACCUUGCUGCCUUGCAAUGCUGUCAGGGUCCUUGUCUGUGGUGGGGAUGGCACAGUGGGCUGGGUCCUGGAUGCAAUUGAUGAAAUGAAGAUAAAGGGGCAAGAACGCUACAUUCCACAAGUUGCAAUCUUACCUCUGGGAACAGGCAACGACCUGUCUAACACACUGGGCUGGGGUGCAGGUUAUGCUGGAGAAGUCCCUGUAGAACAAAUCUUACGAAAUGUCAUGGAGGCAGAUGGAAUCAAGCUAGACAGAUGGAAGGUUCAGGUAACAAACAAGGGAUACUACAAUUUAAGGAAACCAAAGGUGUUCACAAUGAACAACUACUUUUCUAUAGGGCCCGAUGCUCUCAUGGCUUUAAAUUUCCAUGCUCAUCGUGAGAAGACUCCCUCUCUGUUUUCCAGCAGAAUUAUUAAUAAGGCUGUUUACUUUUUCUAUGGAACCAAAGACUGCUUAGUACAAGAAUGUAAAGAUCUCAACAAAAAGGUUGAGCUAGAGUUGGAUGGUGAGAGAAUCGAGUUGCCCAACUUGGAAGGCAUCAUUGUCCUGAAUAUUGGAUACUGGGGAGGUGGCUGUAGACUCUGGGAAGGAAUGGGUGAUGAACCUUAUCCCUUGGCAAGGCAUGAUGAUGGACUGCUGGAAGUUGUUGGAGUUUACGGUUCUUUCCACUGUGCCCAGAUUCAGGUGAAACUAGCAAAUCCUGUUCGUCUAGGACAGGCACAUACAGUGAGGCUGAUCUUGAAGAGUUCAAAGAUGCCAAUGCAGGUGGAUGGAGAACCAUGGGCUCAGGGGCCCUGCACUGUUACCAUAACUCAUAAGACACAUGCACUGAUGUUGUAUCACUCUGGUGAACAAACAGAUGACGACGCUUCCAGCGUGUCUGAGCAAGAGCACGUGAGAGAGCAGACAGAUGAAGAUGUGUAGGUUUUGCCGAACUUAACGUAAUACAGUGAUUAAACUAAAGCUUGCUUCAGAAACACUGAGAAGAUUUAAUCCAGAUUAAGGUUUAUGCUGUAAGGUUCAUGCUUGUGAACAAACUAAGGUUGAGGAAAAAGCCAUGCUUUCACAUUCAUGAAAACUUUAACAGCUGAAUUACUGCAAUUAUUUUGCCUUUUGGAUUGGUGGUGCCCAGCCCUUCCAGGUGGAGGAGUUAGUUACUCCGAUGGCAGGAGAGGGACAGAUACUGCAGCUCUUCCUUACUGUGCUGUCAGACUUCGGCACAUGCACAGUACAGUGUGCAAAAGGCUCGCUUACUCCUGGGAAGGCAAGGAAGUGGGAGUUCAGCCUGCUUCCACCUGCCCUUUUUCCCAGGAGCAGCUGCAGAACAGAGAAGCAGACCAAGUAGGAUGUGGUCUGAUUUUUCUGACAAAAGCUUGCUCCUGGCUGCCAUCUUUUCUUGGGAGUGGAGAUAUGCUUUUCUGAGCACUUGCUUGGGCAGUACGUAUCUGGUAGGCUUGACUGGAAGAGUGGAAGAUCUGGGGGACUUCUGGAAAGGUGGUAAGCAAGGAAGAUGCUUUUAGAAAAAAGGCUUCUGGAAAUGGUCUGUUAGCCAGUGACUCUUUCAAUGGCUGUGUAGGGUGUAGAGGAGAGUACUCCUGAGGUCCUGAAUACCCAAGAUACAGCAUCAAAAUAAUUCUACCGUAACUUGCACUGAACGGUCCUAUGGCUAACUGCUCUAAUUAAGUGAGGAAUUAAUUCUAGGUUUUUAGAAAUAAGCAGCGUGUCCUAGUUCUUGGGUAGGCUUUUUGGAGGAGAGACCAUGGACAAGGGAGCUAUCUUUUUAGUUGUAUAUAGCAGAGCUUUAAGAAAUUAUGACAAUUGGCAAUGUUUUUAAUAGGCUGUUAAAGAUCUUGCUUGAUAAUUAGCUGAAAAUGAUCAGUAGCGAGUUAGUGUGUUAACCAUGUCAGUUGUAAGUGUAGGGGUUGAGAGCUGAGCUUGCAGUGGUUAUCAGGUUCUAGCCUUCAUGUGUAUAACUUGAUUUUGGAAAAAAAAAAAACACAGAAACACUUGUUUUCUGAUUGGCUCUUAAGAGGUGGAAGGUACCUUGUUGGACCUGCAUUUGUAUUUCCCAUAUAUUUAUAUGGCCACAAAAAAAGUUGACAGCCUGUAUUGAUAGUAAACAUUAACGCAUACAAGAGUACACACAACUGUCAAUCUGAUGUAUCUGAAGCUUCUCAGGUUAAAAGCUUCUCAGGUGAAAACGUCUUCAUGAUCAACAGAACAAAGUAUCUGCUUCCUUUUUUCCUUAUAGGUAUUUAAGCCUGCAGCAGCUGAGAGCUGUGAGUUACAGUUUAAAUUUUGUCACUAAGUAAUUCAUUUAAGCCCAGUUGAUUUAUUGAAGGCAAUCUCCAAGUAGGAAGUGGAUUUGUGCUGGAUGUAUAUUGCAUAAGCUAAGAAUAGAAAGAGAAUUUGAGGGACCUUGAUCUGAACAUUGAGUAUUGCUUCUCUUUUUCAAAACUCUCCAUUUUUCCUUUUGUUUUCUGUAUGCUAACUGAAAACGAUACCAUUGGGUAAAGUAGGCUGUGUUUCUAGGUUUUGUAAAAUAAAACGGUUUUACAACAAUCUAUAAAACAAAAAAGUUUGCAUUAGCAGUAAAUGAACUAUUUAUAUUUUAAAAUAAUAACUUAUUGAAGCCUUGACAAAGUCAAUAUUUUUGAAACCUUCCGUUGUAAUCCUCCUUGGAGAGCAUUUUUAACUCAAUGGUAUUGUUCUAGAAAGUGUAUGUGCUAGAUCUUAAAUACUACUGCUUAUCAGUGAAUUUAUAGAUGUCGCUAAAUGUGAUUAGAGUGUAAUGCAAUGUAAAGCAGAAGCCAUUUGUAAAUUCCAUGUUUAUUAGCCUUAUACACCUCACUUUUAUUUUUUAAUAUGUAAAUAUGAAGAACAUGAAUGUUUAAAUAUAUAUAUAUAAAAAAGUAUUUAAAAUUCCCCAAAACACACAAUGUUAGAUAAAUCCAUUAUCCUAGUUCUUUUUUUAGUUAUGAAGAAUGAAUUUGCAUUGACUUUAAAAAUCUUACUAGUUGGAAGUUAUUUAUUUUUAUUUGACUAACUUAUAAACAUCAACAUCCUAAAAAAAUAUUUAAGUUUUAUGCUGUGGUUCUCAAACUAUUGUUUACAAACAAAUUACAAAGCUCUGGAAAAGCAGGGUAUGUAUUAUGAUAAGCAGUAUUUUCUCAAGAGAAAUGACAGUACUGGCUGCUUGAUCUAAAUUAUUCAUAAUAGAGUUUGAAGAGCUACCUAAAGUUGAUCAGAUAAUUAUUCAAGCAGUUAAAGGCUCUUAUAUGAAACAGUUCCAAAACUGGAUAUAAAACUGUUGCAAAACUUCAGUCUUUGUGCUCCCAGGAUCUGAGGAAAAAAAAUUAAUUGGCAAGAGUUUGAGAAGCCUCCCUUUCUUUACAGUGAGUGAGACAACUUCUCCACUUCUAUUUUGCCUGGGUGGGUUAACACCCGGGUACUGUAUUUGCGCAGGCUGGAUCCUCCCACUUAUUGCAGCUUGCUAGGAAUCCUGUCCUAAGUGUGUGAAAUAGUCUUUGGAAAACCUAAAUCCAUUGUUAGCUCUGCAGAAGCAUAAGAGAAUGAGAAGUGAAAGUAACAUCUAGUUGGGCACUGGGCUCUUUGGGAGAAAUGCCUGUAAAUGGCCUUAUUGGUAUUGGACAGGCCACCCCCUUCUUGCAUGUGGUAAGAAGGCUGUGUUUCAUAAAAUGCAUUUGUUGCAAUCACUAAGAGACUAAGUAGCAAACUUAGCCGUUUUAGGCAUGAAAAGUCUCUGGUAAAAUUAUAUUUAUGGUAUGGAGAAUAUUCUACAAAGUUGAAGUGUCCAGUUCCCAAUCAGACAUGGGGCCAGGCAUCCUUCUGCUGUAACUAUAUGUAGUUAUCCUAUGUAUGACAAACGUUUUUUUAAACAUUAACGUUAGCGCUAGAAUUUGGGAAGUCUUGCUGUUUCCAGCACUCCGUCCUUUGAUUUAAAUGUGUUCUCCUUUCCAGUGUGUUGCACAAUGAGUUAGUUGGUUUUGAAUUACUCUCGUGGAAUGGUUCAGUUGUAGUCCAUCUGCAGGGAAUAAAUGUCAGCAAUGGGAUCCCGGAUUCUAACGCUAAUGUGAAUGAAGUGGUAAAGCACUUCUCUAGUUUGUAAAAUAGUUGUAGCUGCUUGUUGUCAUGUGUGCGUGGUGGAUGUGAAACUUACAUGCUUUUUUAAUGUUGUUGGUAGAAGGCAUAAAGCAUCAGUUCAAAUUGCUACUGUAUAGUUUUACCUCAAAACUGAGAUUGGAAACCUAAAAUUACUGCAGUGCCCUCUCUAUCCAGAGGAGGGUACUCUUGGGCUGAACUUCAUAUCCUGUGCUGAAGGAUUCUCCUUUGCCCUCUUACUGAGUCAUGUUAGAAAAAAGGUGAAAGGGGUGUUUCAGAAAGACAAAUAAUGGUUAGUUUUAGGUUCUCACAGGCUUCAUAUAGCGCAACUUCAUGUAAAAUGUGUAGAGUGACUGUUGCUGUAAAAAAAAAAAAAAAAAAAUUGUUAAGCGCUCAAGUGAAUUCACAAAGUUUAUCUUGCCAUUUUAUUGCAGAAUACACUAGUUUACCUGAAGCUUGAUCAGAUUCUGAUAACUUCCUUUGCUCUAUGUUCUGAGUCCUGUGAAAUGCACUUCAGAGAACUUAAACUUGCAUGGAAAGUCUUUUCUGAGAGUGAGCUUGCCUUGCUCAAACCUGGUUGGUUUACACAUGCAUGUUGAGAGAGAGAGUGUGUGUGUGUGUCUCUGUAUGCAUACCGCCUUUUGUCAUAGGCUUUGUUUUGCCUGGUUUUUCACUGUGAGCAAUUCAUAGCUGGGUUAAAGAAGCUAUUUUAGAUGCGCUGCGUUUGGGAUUUUUCCUCCAUGUUUGGACUCCUUUAAAAAGGUGUUUCAAAGAUUUUUCAUCUUCAAAUAAAAAACUGAGGUGGAUGGCAUCCACUUUCAUACUUUUCAAAGUAUUUCUAUAGUUCUUGAUGUUUAAAGCAGCUAAUAGCAUAUUUAGAGCAUACUUUUGAAAGUACUUUGGAAUUAUUGCAGUUAUUAGAGAACAUCAUGCUCUGAUCAUGUUUUCUUUCUUGUACAGUGCUGAGAUGUGUUUCAAGUGUAUAUUUAGUUGAAAACUAUGCUCAAGUUUGAAUACUUCUCAGCCACUGUUUUGAAUUGCACUUAAUGAUCAUAAUGUAAAGACAGUCUAGUUUAGUUCAUGCAUUUGACAGUUUUCUUGAAAUGGUUACUCUCACUCUUACCCCUUUGCAGUUUUCUCAAGUCUUGCUUUUCUUGGGUACUGAGUAACUCAAAAACACAAUUUACUUUAGUCAGAAGCAUUAAGUACUUGCUCUUGGAAAGCAGACCUGAGUUUCUCCUGGUUACAUAAGAAAAUCAUACAGUGUUUGAACAUAGCUUAGAGGCUAAUUCAUCUUCCUGAGGCAAUGCUACAUAGCAAGAGUAAGUUAAAUUUAUUCAAUAUAAUUUCAGCUGAUGAGGAGUAUGAACGUAUGUUCACGUGUACGUGUUGUCUUGGUAGAGUUUCUAACUGCUCAGUAAGCACUUUUCUUCCUCAAUCAUUUAAUUAUUCAUUUUAUGCUGGCUUAUUUUCAUCUCAAAAUGUCAGCUGGGACAGUGUAAAAAGCCCUACUAAAGUCAGAUUAGUGAUACUUUAUGACAGCUAGCUUGUCAGUGGAGAAAAUCAGAAUGGUUUAAUGCAAUUUAUUCUUAGCCCAGCAGCCCGCCUGUUUGGGUUUUUAAUCACCUUAAUCACCAAUUUACCCAAACUAACACCUGGCAAGAUAUUAGAAUGAGCUUCUAAGGUCUUGUGUUCCCAGUGCCCUUUGCCUGUUUUGAAAUUGUGAUGUUUGCUUGUCCCUGUUGGUGAGGGAUCUCCCCAUUCUCCUCAGGUUCUCAGAACUGAUACCAGUUUGGCCAGUUCCUUUUGGUUUUGAUUCUGCAUUGCAUGCACUGAAGCUUACAGCUUAUGUUUUUUAGUGUGUGUUAUCUAACUGUGAAAUUGAAACAAAAAACCUCAUAAAGCACUGUACCAGCAUAACAGUAUCAAUGUUAUAAUACAUGCCUAUCUUUGUUAGUUAGGAACAAACACUCUCUUUUUGGAAGAGCACCACUGUAGCCUAGUUAGUUAAUUCACGGUUAAGAGUAGGAUACUUGAGAAUCUUUGCACGUGUUCUAGAUGAAAUGCAGAACAAAAAGGUUUUUGAGACCUAGUAUUAGCAGUUUCUCCCUUUUAAAAAAGAAAGAAAAUUGACCCUUCAGUUAGGAGUAAGCUAGAAAUAUCUUUAGAUUUAAAAGUACUAGUACCAUCACUGAUCCUGUUGAAUGUGAACCCUUUACUUUAAAAUGCUGACUUUUGUUCUGAGAAACUACAGCUGCUUCCUGAACACAGAAGUAACAUAAUGGAGCAUGACUUCUUCAUUUAACAGUUAGGUAUAUUGAGAGAACUUAGAUGUGUAUUUAACUUCCGUUAGGCCGCAUUUCCAAAAGCAUGAUGUGAUCCAAAUUUCUUUACUCAGUAAGAGUGCUAAAUACUCAGUUCAGGUUUCGGGGUUCUCAGGGAGAGACUUCUAGCUGGAGUAAAGCCACAUGCCUCAACUAAACCCAGUGAUGCUGAGGGUCUGGCCCUUACUCUUUAAAAGUAUGAAUGUAUUCAGAAUUUUACUUUGUUUCUCAUUAGUACCGCCCUGUUUACUGUACUUAUACUUUUAUUGCUGUAUGUAAUUCAUUUUGUUGCAUUUUGUUUAAUUUACAACCUGUUUGUAGAUUUCGGCAUAAAAAUCGUUGUUUUUAAGAGGAAGUGGAAGUUAAUAUUGUUGAGUUUAUUCCAUUUUGUAUCUUUAAAGUUUACAUCCCUCAAAAGCCAUUUUGUCCACUACCAACUAUUGUAAUCCUUAGAGUACCUCCAGCCAUUUUCUCUUUAUAAGAUUUUUAUAGUUAAACAGAAUAGAUUUUUAUUUUUGUAGCUUGUAACUUCAAUGUGUAUAGUUAUUUCUAUUUGGUAGUUAGUGAACAGAAUACUGUAGGAAUGUGGCUCUUAAGAGCUGUAACCAUUAAUUAGUCAUAACUACUUACAAGAAAAUACCAGCAUGUUAAGCUGAAGGAAAAAAAAAAAAAAUCCUGUGGUUUAGAAGUACUGUGAUGCUGUGAUUUUGUGACUUGUAUUGAAUGUGUUUAUGAAUAUUCUGAAGUUGCACUAAAGAAAAAAAGGAACCUAAAAAUGCAAACAGCUAUUCAAAAAGUAGAAUUUGUAACAUCUUAGUUCUUGUCAACCAGCCAAAGGUGACAUCUGGGAUUCAGUGUUUUUUCCUAUUUCUUCCUUUUUCCCCAUAGAAUGCUAGUGCAAAAACCAUCAGUGUAUUUGACAAAACAGUAGCUUCCUUACGUGUUGCGUUUUAAGAUAUACAUAUUAGUGUCCAAAGAUCAACAAAAUUUGUUGCACCGCCCCCACCUAGCUUCUCAGAAAACAAAAACUCAGAGCCAAACUGAAUCUUACAGCUGUAAAGUAUAUUAUUUGCAAACAAAUAACGAGCCAGCAUAAUGUUGAACCUCCAGUGUAAAUUUUUAAAGGCAAAUCUUUUACACUUCUCUUGACAUCAAGUGAUGCUUGCAAAUACCAAAUUUUUUUUUCUCCUGUUGGUGUUUAAAAGAAGGUAGGCUGAAAUGAGAGGAGGAAGAGGUAUUCACAUAAAACUCUUACCUAUAAAAGCUGGGAAGUGUGCCUUCCUGUGUAUUUGCUGUGUGGACACAGCAGGAGUGAUUCUGGAACUUCUCAUAAAACUUUCUGCUUUGUUUGCACCCUCACUGGCUUGAUCCAACAUUGCUGAAGCAGAUAUCACCCUAGGCCCCUGUAACAGUGACAGAUUUACUCGAUCGUUACCUGUGGGUGCUGUGUAUCAUUUAAGAACUUGAGCCGGCUUCUGUCCAUAAGAAGCAGGAACUUCAGUAAAGUCACAGAACUCCACCAGGUUCUGUGGCUUUUACUCGGUUACACCCAUGUACGUGUGGAGUAAAGUUUGCCUUCAGUUGAUUGUAUCAUGACCUGUUUCUUAUGACUAAGGCAUGCAGAAAGCUCUUUUGAGAAACAUCUGCUCCAUAUUCUUAGAAGUUUGUAAAUGUAAGUUUUGCACAGCACUGACUCUGUUUCUGAAUUUCUUAAUGCAUCUUUUUGUUGUAUUGUUACUUCUACUGUAUUUCUCUGUAGACUAAAGUGUGUGGAUUAAAGUAUUUAAAC
Molecule: messenger RNA, 8634 nt
Organism: Struthio camelus australis
Lineage: Eukaryota; Metazoa; Chordata; Aves; Struthioniformes; Struthionidae
Gene: DGKE
Product: diacylglycerol kinase epsilon
Molecular function (GO): ATP-dependent diacylglycerol kinase activity
Source: RefSeq, a predicted model, not a curated record